UAGGAAGAAGCGAGAAAAAUACUUUCUCCGGUUCCUUUUUCUUUCACCUUUAAUCAGAAGAAUCAUCCCCUCUUUCCAUAGAUUAGGAAUCUAGUCGAGUAAUUAAGUGCAUAAAGAAGCCGAAUGAUUUUGACUCUACAAUAACCCAAAAGUUGCUCCAUGGCUCUAAUUGCUCGAUCGGAUCAAGGAAUGGGAAAAAAUCCACACAAGAGCAAGAGCAGAUAAGCGGGAAAGAAGACAGCUAGGGGGAGCAAUUACCACAAAGAAAAGAAGCAAACUUAGUGGGCAUUAUUUGAUGGGCUGUGUCUGCUUUUCCUUUUAGUGGGAAAAAGAAAUGUCAAGCCUCAGUUUUAUUGUUACCAAAUUUGCUGAUGCAGUGCCAUCCAUUUUCCUCCAAUAUGGCUAUCUACUCGACCUCACUAUUGCCUUCCCCAACAAAGCUACAAACCGCUCUUUUUGGUACCAAGUGCAAAUGGAGUGCCAGAAGAUUGCAGUGGUGGAGGUGGAGAGCCAAACCCAUCUUGCUCAACCUCAUCAGGAUCCCAAACCCAAAGGCACAACCUUCCUCAGAACUUGUUUCAAUGGACUCAAUGCCUUGUCAGGGGUUGGGAUACUGUCAAUCCCAUUUGCACUGUCCCAAGGAGGGUGGCUCAGCCUGGCACUGCUUCUCCUCGUGGCAGUCCUCUGCUUCUACACAGGCCUGCUCCUGAAGCGCUGUAUGGACUCCGAUCUGCACAUCAGGACCUAUCCCGACAUCGGUGAGCGAGCAUUCGGGUACAAAGGAAGGGCACUGGUCUCCAUCUUCCUAUACUUAGAACUAUACUUAGUGGCAGUUGAGUUCCUGAUACUGGAAGGCGACAACUUGGACAAAUUGUUCCCUCACACAGCUUUCAGGAUAGGCAGCCUGGAAAUCGGAGGGAAAGAAGCCUUCAUUCUGCUCUCUGGUCUUGUGAUUCUCCCAACAACUUGGCUGAAAAGCCUAGGGGUUUUGGCCUAUGUGUCCGUUGGUGGUGUCUUGGCCUCGAUUGUUUUGGCUGUGUGCGUUUUCUGGGUUGGAGCAGUUGAUGGAGUUGGGUUCCAUGAAAAUGGCAGAAUCCUGAGGCUGGAAGGAUUGCCCACCGCUAUCAGUUUGUUCACUUUCUGUUACUGUGGGCAUGCUGUUUUCCCCACCUUGUGCAAUUCCAUGAAAGACAGGACUCAGUUCUCUAAGGUAUUGCUCGUCUGUUUCGUAGUGAGCACUUUGUCGUACGGGUCGAUGGCAGUCAUGGGAUACCUGAUGUACGGAGAGCAUUUGAAGUCGCAGGUGACGUUAAACCUUCCCAUCGCGAAAAUUAGUUCGCAAGUUGCGAUUUACACGACACUGGUGAACCCCGUGGCCAAAUACGCUGUGAUUAUAGGUCCGGUCGCGACUGCCGUGGAGGAGAAGUUCGUGUUCCAGAACAGCAGGCCGCUGUGCAUCCUAGUGAGGACCGUAAUUCUGAUUAGUACAGUGAUUGUGGCACUGACGGUGCCGUUUUUUGGGUAUGUGAUGGCGUUUAUUGGGUCGUCGUUGAGCGUGAUUGCGUCGUUGAUUUUGCCGUGUUUAUGCUACGUAAGGAUUAACAAGUCGGCUAGGAAAGUUGGGUUGGAGCUGAUGUUAAUUGUUGGGAUUUUGGUCGUUGCGACUGUUGUUGGGAUUGUGGGGACUUACACAUCGGUGAAACAGAUUGUGAAGCAGCUAUGAGAACAAAAUAAAAUAAACAAAUGUGAGGAGACAAUCCUACGAACGUGACAAUAAUUAAUUUUUGUCAGCGAUUUUUACAUAUUAAUUGGAUAGUCGGUAUAGUUCAGUAGAAACACAAGUGAUUGCAUGUUGCUCUUUUGUUCUUAUAUAGAUUUGGUUUUGCUUAAAGAAAAAGUGAUCUCUAUUAAAUAGAAACGUUAUCA
Messenger RNA from Linum trigynum, 1926 nucleotides. Lineage: Eukaryota; Viridiplantae; Streptophyta; Magnoliopsida; Malpighiales; Linaceae. The record is from the annotation of a GenBank genome assembly.